CAGAAGACUCCUGGACGGAGCAGCAGCAGCAGACCAACUCCAACCAACAGCAGCUUUUCUCUACAACUUCAGCUGAGGUGUGUCCACUCUACAUUUCGAGCCCUUUGCACAUACAAAGGUCGAUUGUUCCUGCAAGAAAUCACCCAACCUGAACAAUCACUGCCAUGUCUGAUCAAGAUACCACCCCCACUCCUUCUCCUGCUCCUCCCAUUCCCACCGGGACUCCUCCAAAAGUGACAAACCGUGGCCGCGCUGCAGGUCCUGCCGACAGUGCCAACUCUGAGACAAGCGACUUCCCUGAGUAUGAGUACUUUGUUCAACCAGGCCCCAGAGGAUUUCCACCUCUGACAGAAUAUCUGGACAUCCUGGAUGUGGACAUGAUGAAGAGGCGAGAUGAGAGCAACAAGAUGGACCAUCACACCAUGCUGUACAACUCUGAUUAUCUUAUUGUGCGCAGAGGGCAAGAGUUCCAGGUCAACAUCAACUUCAAUCGUCCCUACAAACCUGCUGAAGAUAAGUUCGCUUUGGAGUUUGUCAUUGGCUCCAGCCCUCAUUUCAGCAAGGGCACCUACAUCCCUGUUUUCCCCACAAAGGAGCGUCAGAGCUCCUGGGAAGGCCGCAUCAUAAACACCUUUGGCAAUGUGGUCACCAUGGGUAUCACCCCAGCAGCAAACUGCAUUGUGGGGAAGUACCACAUGUAUGUUGGUGUGGUGACACCUUAUGGCAUCCGCAGGACCAGGAGGGAAAGCAGCAGGGACCUGUACAUCCUCUUCAAUCCCUGGGUGGCAGAGGAUGCUGUGUUUCUGGGUGAUGAGAGUGAGAGGGAGGAGUGUGUGAUGACCGAGAUGGGGAUUAUCUAUCACGGCUCCUAUGACGACAUCGCUGAGAGAGAUUGGAACUAUGGACAGUUUAACUUUGGAAUCCUGGAUGCCUGUCUGUAUAUCAUGGACAGGGCUGAGAUGCCCAUCACUAACAGAGGAGACCCCAUCAAGAUUGUCAGAGUGGCCUCUGCCAUGCUGAACUCCCGUGAUGAUGAUGGCGGCGUGUUGGUGGGGAACUGGAGUGGUGACUACACCUACGGAGUGGCACCCACUUCCUGGACUGGCAGCACGGACAUCCUGCUCACCUACUCCAGCAGCAAAAUGCCCGUCUGCUACGCUCAGUGCUGGGUUUACGCUGCGGUCUUCAACACCUUCCUGCGCUGCUUGGGCAUCCCGUCCCGGGUCGUCACCAACUACUUCUCAGCUCAUGACAACGAUGGAAACCUGAAGACCGAUAUAAUCCUGGAUGAAAAUGGCAGGAUCGAUCGAAACAGAACCAGGGACUCUAUCUGGAACUAUCACUGCUGGAACGAGUGCUACAUGUCCAGACCAGACCUCCCUGCUGGCUUUGGAGGCUGGCAAGUUGUGGAUGCAACACCACAGGAGACCAGUGAUGGCAUGUACAGAUGUGGACCUGCAUCAGUCCAGGCCAUCAAGCAUGGACAGAUCUGCUUCCCAUUUGAUGCUGCCUUUGUGUUUGCCGAGAUUAACAGUGAUGUGGUUUUUUAUUCCCGGAGUAAAGACGGAACAAUGGCGCCAGUUAAGGUGAACCGGACUCAUGUAGGCCGCCUGAUUUUGACCAAAUCUCCAGGAAAUGUGACCCGCCGUGACAUCACAGAUCAAUACAAAUUCUCUGAAGGCACCACCGAGGAGCGGACCGUCCUGGAAAAAGCAGAGGAGUAUGGCUGCAAACGGGAAAAGUCCAGCCCUCCUGUGGCUGACGUGGAUGUGGUCCUGCCCAACCUGGAGAUUGGUGUGGGCACCAACUUUGAGAUGAACAUUGAGUUCAUAAACAACAGUGACCAGCAGCGCACCGUGGAUGCCUACAUCAGCGGGAGUGUGGUGUAUUACACUGGAGUCACCGGCACCGAGUUCCUGUUCCUGACCCCCAGAGUGACAAUUGACCCCAAAGCAAAUGUGAGAGAGCUGGUGGUGGUGGAGUCAAAGAGCUACAUGAAGCGUCUGGUGGAACAGGCUAACCUCCACUUUAUUGUUACGGGGAAGAUCAGAGAGACCGGUCAAAUCAUCACUGCGAUGAAAGUCGUCACCCUGCAGAACCCCAAGCUAAUCGUCAGGGUGUCUAGUGGAGGCAAAGUGAAUGAAGAGAUGAUAGUGUCUGUGGAGUUUACGAACCCCUUCAGUUUCAGCCUUGAAGGUGUCUACAUUCGCAUGGAAGGACCGGGGAUGAUGGCGCCAAAGUCCCGGUAUUACAGUCUGAUAACAGGAGGCUCUUCUCUGACCUGGACCGAGUAUUUCACCCCAGAGAGGGCUGGCACAAGCAGGGUGAUUGCUACUCUGGACUGUCCUGCACUCCGGCAGGUCUACGGCCAGGCAUCUGUCACCAUCAAGCCCUGAGAAUUGCCACAUGAUCACAGAUGCCCAGCAUUAUUUAGCCUCAGUUACUCUUCGACCAAAUAUGGGCCUAUAUCAUAGUUAUGCAACUCCAGUUUUUGAACUAUAUAGCUUCAGUAUUGCAGAUAUUUUUUAAAGGCUGCAGAGACAAUAGCUAUUUCAAUAGCUAGUUAGCUAGAUAUCUACGAUUUUAAAAAUAGAUUCAGUAAUCUAAUGAAACACAAGGAGGAUUGACCUUUUUGUGAUAUACAGAUAUGUGUAUAAGAAGUUAUCUUUCUGACCAGAAGUACAUUUAAAUAGUUCAAUUUUAAAGCUAAGCUUAUCAGUUUUUGGCCAGUAGGGGGCAGACCUACCCUACCUUACACUAGCCUUGUAAAGCUGAUUUAGUUGUUGACAAAAACUGCCCACUUCACAGGCAACAAGAAAGUUCAUCAUUCCACUGGAGGUAUUUUCACAUAACUGAUGUGUUUAACUCUCAUUUUUAUACAUUUCACGUUUUUGGCUCAUCUGCCACAUGGUUUAAUAUAUUCAGCAGAAAUACUUCCUGUCAUUUGGCAGAGGACAGGGAGCAUACAGAGCCAGGUUUCCUAAAAGUGAUUUGUAGUAGCUGCUUGAGUUUGUGUAAUAAAUCUCUGUGGAUAUGAAUGACCCAACUGUUCAAAUAUUUUUAAUAUUCAGCGCUGAUUAAAACAGGUUUAACUAUGUCAAUGUCACCACAAUUAAAUUUCAAUUUCACAGUUUCUGUUUGAAUAUAGUUUAUCAACCUCCUCUAAUUUUUCUUUGUACAAGAAUGGGCCAGUCAAUCAUACAGUAAAUGAAUCUUUAUUAAGGCCAUUUGGUAUGUUCUCAAACAAAUCAUGUGCAAUUCAAAGUGCUUUACACUUGGCAAAGUUAAGCUGCAAGAUACAAAUAGUCAAAUAAAAGAUUUAAAAACUGCA
This is a messenger RNA of Archocentrus centrarchus (flier cichlid), 3331 nucleotides long. It is a transcript of the gene f13a1b, whose product is annotated as coagulation factor XIII, A1 polypeptide b. Gene Ontology annotation, molecular function: protein-glutamine gamma-glutamyltransferase activity. NCBI's taxonomy places the organism in Eukaryota, Metazoa, Chordata, Actinopteri, Cichliformes, Cichlidae. Gene Ontology annotation, biological process: blood coagulation, fibrin clot formation; peptide cross-linking. The coding region runs from base 165 to 2396 and encodes 743 amino acids. The record is from RefSeq and is a predicted model, not a curated record. The transcript is spliced from 15 exons.